Symsagittifera roscoffensis is the source of this 3351-nucleotide messenger RNA. RefSeq lists its product as uncharacterized. The coding region runs from base 150 to 3266 and encodes 1038 amino acids. The transcript is spliced from 5 exons. NCBI's taxonomy places the organism in Eukaryota, Metazoa, Xenacoelomorpha, Acoela, Convolutidae. Gene Ontology annotation, biological process: cell-matrix adhesion. The record is from RefSeq and is a predicted model, not a curated record.
AGUGACGGCAAUUGAUUGAAAAUUGUAGAAAAAUGUUUUUAAAACGAGCCAAUUUUGACGAUAAUUAUAAUUUGGAUAAAAACUUUGAAUUUUAAUUGACUGAACAGCUUAAAAUCUUUCUUGAAUUUUUUUGGGGGACUUUUGUAAACAUGGAGUUUGCAUUUUCAACAUUCAUGCGAACCCUUCUUAUCAUGGCUUGGCUUAAUAUGUCCAUGAUUCGUGGUUCUUUUAAAGAAGAGCCGUUUUUGUUCAAGUUCGGCCAGAGCGAGGGCGACACUUUCAUUGAAAAAACAUACCCACUUAGCUCGCGACGCGGCUUCGAGUUCGGAAGGUGCUUCAUGAUAAAACAGAAAUCAGUGUGCGAAAUCCACAUUUGCACGGACGGAACUAUCAACCUGGACAACGAAAUGAUUUACAUGGACAACACGGCGGUCGAAUUAGAUCCCGCAAGUCGUAUUUCAGUCGCCAUGACCCCGACAAUUGGCGCCGACAACAUGAUGGACUACAUGUGCAGACCUGAAAAACAAAUCUACUACUACUCAAGUCUCGGAUAUAACCCGGAGCAAAUCUGCUUUUACUACAAUUUGUAUCUCUACUCUUCAAUUUCUGGACCUUUCGGUAUAGAAAUUUACCAAAUUCCUCCACCCCCAUACAACCCUGAGAACUAUUUGGCUGUUAUGAAUUGGAACAUUGAAAAUGACGCCGCGAUUUACGGGAGCUUGCUGACUAUGGGAUUGGACGACAAGUUGACCGUGGAAUUGAUGGGCGUUGAUCAAACCAAAUACCCAAACCUGGCUGGAAAUGUUUUGUACCGCAAACUCAUUUCAGCAGAAGAUUUUGAUUUAGCAAACAGCCUGAUUGGGGGAGAUUUCAGAGGCGACUUCGGUUUUGUCGUGACCUACUACAAGGUUCAGCAAUUUGGGGCUAGUGCGCUGUCGUUUUUCAACAGCUACCAGCUUGUGUUCGUGUGUGACAGCAAACGAACGGCUGCUGAUUUCACUGACGAUACAUGCUACUCAAUUUCAGACUACUACGAGAUCAACUUCGGCUCAUCCCGGAACGACUUCCUCUACGCAGGUUUCUACUUGGUGCACGAACCGGUUGAAAUGGGACGAUUUAGACGCGAGGUGAUUGAUGCUUUUGCGCCGCCUCCUCCGAGCAAUUUUGACGAGCUGUACGAACUUCCCUACUCGCGUUGCGCGGCUGCCUACAAACUGGCCGAAGAAAGCAACACGAAUUUGCCCGGGGUUUGGAUCUACGAAGUGGUGCAGAACUACAAUGAAAACGACGGCAUCGCAAUCAAGGGGGGACCUCUGCAUCGCUACUCCUUCGAUGACCUAUGCCCGGGGGCCACUUUGCCCAACACGACUGUCUCAAUGUUCGAACACAAUCAAGACAACAACUUUCAGUUUGAAUUGAGUCCUUGUAAUAGCAAACUGAAGUCCUGGAAACAUGUAGCGUUCAAGUUCGUCGGAACUUUUGAAGUCCAAACCGAGGCCCAAUAUGACUAUCCGUGCUCCAAGAUCAGAGGCAAAUUUCCCAAAGUUUGGGGUGUUAAUGAACCGGUGAAAGUGAUGUUGGUUUUGGACCAUGUUGCCAUGGAUACUGGAUUGACAGUCGAGUUUGUAUCGCCACAGCAGGAGUAUUCUGUUUCUCAGAUAACUCUGACAGUUGAGAAGACGGAAUCCACUGUUGAACUCACGUGGUCUGAUUUACCCACUUCCGACGGCCAGACCUACGAUCUGGAGAGAAUAGAAGUUACCGCAAAUGAUGGAGUUGUGGGCUACCGGUCUUUGGGGUCGUGCGAAGAAGCGUGUCAAACAAUUUGUUCAUCUGCGGAAGUAGCUUCAUAUAAGUGCACAGGAUCAUUGACCGAUUGUAACGCAGACUUUUGCCCAGAUUUAGAACCGUGCGUAACUUGUUACGCAGACUGUAGCUUAUCGGAAGAUGUCGAUUAUUGUCUGAUGGACUGUGACUUUUCUGACGCUUGUGGGUUUGAUGCCAGACAAAAACGGGAAGUGAUCGCUCUCGGACCAAUAUCACUAGGGGACAGUGGACAGUCUUUCGUUCCGAGCGUCGACUUGCAAACUGAUCUGAAGUACUUCUCUGUUUUCAGACUAGUCUUAUCUUCUGCUGACCCCACGCAAGUGAUUGCAACUUCGAUCCCAGUCAUCGGUUAUGUGAACUCUAACUGUUCAAGCUGGGCUGAAAGAGAAUCGCAACGAAAUCUGUCAUCAUGUGCCGACGACCUAACUUCCUUGUACCCCUGUCCCACAGGAAUGGGGAACACGACUGACGCAACUUGGGCUAAAAAUGAAGUCACUUCGGGAUCCCAUGGCUGGUAUUUUGACCUCUGCUGUAACAAAGAAAGGGGCGCUGACUCGGAGUCUGCAAGAAAAGCUGGAUACUGCGAGCCAAGAGAUUGCCAGUUCAAUCAAGGUUCUGUCGAUUUCUGUAUCCGGUCUCCGAGUGUUUCAUGCGAUGAUGACGUAACCGAGUCGAAGCAUUACGUCACCAACCAGUGCUGCUACAACUCGGAGGGAUCUCUUCUGAGAACCAAAAAUGAAGGCGCCGGAAGCAUGUCUCUUCAACCUGGGACAAUCGGCAAUAUUUUCUCUCACUAUGAAAUAGACCUGAAACCGUACAAUGAUUGCUGCAUUGCCACUGUUGAUGAUUUCGACAUUCAUGCACAAAACUGUGAAAUUUAUGAGAAAUACCGACCAACAAUUCUCGGAACUUACUCUGCAAGUGUUACAGUUACCGCUCAAUUCGAUCCCCAUUUUUCAACCAGUGACGGGUUAAUGUACUCUUUCAUGGACGUUGGAGUAUUCACAUACCUAGUAACAGAUCUUCAAGAUCCCUUCCAACUUCAAAUCAGUACUCGAAAAAUGGGCAACGGAGCUAUGAUAUCUGGAUUUGCGUUGAAGUACAAAACUGCUAACGUCGAGUUAUUUCGAGUAGAUUCUGCUACUACCGUCUUCUACAUAAACGACGAAGAUCUGUCCAAUGAACGCAUGACGCCUUUUACCAGAAACGGGAUCCGAAUUGAACUGUUGGAAGGUGGUAUGAAGUUGAAAGUAGAAGAACUGCAGCUGAUUUUGAAUGUGAUGAAGGUUCCAGAUAAGAGUUUCAUUGGCAUGUACACAACUUUGCCGGCUGCGUUCUUCGGACAUGCCAGGGGAUUGGUAGGGUUCUACGAUGGAGAUGCGAACAAUGACUACACCACGAAAGAUAAGUAUAGAACCACCGAAAAUUUGCGCCGCUGAAAAUUUUGUCUGGGUCUUUUUAGUGUUCUGAGAGCGCUCGGAAAACCUUUUGUUCGACUUAAACAUAAGGUCAACAUAAUUAACU